Messenger RNA from Pyrus x bretschneideri (Chinese white pear), 819 nucleotides. RefSeq lists its product as uncharacterized. The record is from RefSeq and is a predicted model, not a curated record. The coding region runs from base 1 to 819 and encodes 272 amino acids. NCBI's taxonomy places the organism in Eukaryota, Viridiplantae, Streptophyta, Magnoliopsida, Rosales, Rosaceae. Gene Ontology annotation, molecular function: zinc ion binding. The transcript has a single exon.
AUGGGUUCUGGUUAUGGUGAAGUCGUUGCUAACCUGUUCCAAAAAUGUUGUUACGCUCCAUCCCAACUUGUGUUCGAUCAGGAAAUGAAAACUCUCAUCAAGGAUGGUGGUACAAUAAUUCAGAAAUUUUUGCAAAACACACCCAAAGAAAACUGGUCCAAUGCAUACUUCAGGGGUAAAAAAUAUGGUGAGAUGUGCUCUAAUAUUGCAGAAUCCUUCAAUUCUUGGAUUUUGGAUGAACGCAAGAUGCCAACUUACCAAAUGAUUGAUAACAUACGUGUGAAGUUGAUGGAGAUGAGUUCUGAUCGGCAACGUGAAGCCGAAAGAUGGACCUCACCAAUAUGCCCAACAAUGGAUGACGAAAUGAUGAAAAUGGUUGAAGUUGGAAGACACUGGAAUGUGUGUCGUUCAAGUGACCAUAUUUUUGAAGUCAGAGAUGAGUAUUCUGUCAUGGUGGACUUACAAAGUCAUACUUGUUCUUGUUAUCAAUGGCAAAUUAAGGGGUUCCCUUGUGCACAUACUUUGGCAGCUAUUCUGAAAGAUGGAGGUAACCCAUAUGAUUAUGUCGAAGAUUAUUUCACAACAGAUUUCUAUAAGUCUUCUUAUUCAUAUCCCAUCAUUCCUGUACCUGAUAUUGAAAAGGAUGAACAAUCUAUGAGUCAGGAGUUUGUGAUAGAACCUCCAUUGACAAAGCGGCCCCCAGGUAGACCAAAAGUUAAAAGACUAAAAUCUAUUGGGGAAGAAACACGCCCCAACAAGUGCAGUAGGUGUGGUGAUGCUACACGCCACAACCGGAAAACUUGCAACGCCCCUAUUUGA